Messenger RNA from Paramecium sonneborni, 750 nucleotides. Lineage: Eukaryota; Ciliophora; Oligohymenophorea; Peniculida; Parameciidae. The record is from the annotation of a GenBank genome assembly.
GAAAAAUUAUUUUUACAAAAUAAUGAACAAAAUUAAACGAAAGCUUUUCUCAAUGGAAGCAAUCCUUGAUUCUAGAACUAUAAAUGACUAACUCUAUUUUUUAGUAAAAUGGGCAGGAUACCCAAUCUCAUAAUCUACAUGGGAAAAAGCAGACAAAGUACCUGCUGAUUCAAAUAUGAUUUCAGAGUAUAAAAUGAGUGUUCAAAUGCUUGGAAAAACCUUCUAUUUUGAUCCAUUAGAUUAACCUCCUUAAAUUGAAGAUUUUGUAGAAGUUCCUCCUUAAAAAAGUGAACUCUCCACUUUUAAUACUAAAUUGAGUGAGUUUUAACAUCAAAUCAAUAAUCUUAGAGAUGAUGUUAGAUUCAUUCUUUAAUCCUAAUUGAGACUCGUUAAAGAACUUAAAAUGUCAAAAAAUGUUCUUCAUCACUAUGAUUUAUAAAGAUCCCCUGCUUCUCAAGAUAAACAAUAAUCUAUAUAAUCUGAUAUUAUGUAGUAAUACUAAUAAAGUGCUUUAAUAAAUUAUGAUGGUUCUUUCGAAUAAGGAGAUAAAGUUGAAAAAAUUGGGAGAGCUGUUUAAAUUAAAAAAAACAAAAAUAAAAUGUAUUAUAUUUUAUGGAAAAGAAGAAGCAAUGGUAUAAUUUUAAUCUAAUUUUAGGUCAAAUUCCUAAAAAUUCAUGGGUAGAAAGUGAAAAAAUGAUGGAAAAUGAUCCUGUCAAAGUUUGUCAAUACUUAUGGAAUAAAUUAUAUUGA